This is a messenger RNA of Vitrella brassicaformis, 342 nucleotides long. The record is from the annotation of a GenBank genome assembly. Lineage: Eukaryota; Vitrellaceae.
UCACGCACCCUCUUCUUGCUCGGAUUGGCACCGCUGCUGCUGCUGCUGCUGCUGGCCUGCUGCUGGCGAAGAUCCCUGCGGCUUGGUAGCGGCCUGGGGAGCCGCCUUCUCCGCUUCCUUGGUGACCUGGGGCCCGAUUUCAAAGUGGCCGUCGUCUGUGCCCACGGAUACGAGCACCUGCUUGCGCGGGGCCUGCUUGGGUGCCGCUGCUGCCUUCGGGGCGGCGUCCUGCGGCGGAGAUGUGGCGCUGCUGCUGGCAACGGGCUGGGGCGGAUUGGCACCUGGCUGAGGUGGCAUGGCGAGGUCAACGAGCGGUGCGGUCGGCUCGGCGAGGCGGGCUCA